UUAAUUCCCUUUUCUUUUCUUUUAGAUUAUGGUAAGAUAAUGGACACCCAAGGCAGUGUAAGCAGACUCACGGCUGAGCAGCAAAUUAAUGGCACCAGUAGCAGGUCACCAGGAGAUGGGUCCAGUACACCAAGAUCACCCAGAGUAAAUAAGGGUGGAAAAGCUGCAAAGGAUAAGCGUUCAGAUUCGGAUUUCAUUUUUGGGAAACUCAUUGGUGAAGGAAGCUUUUCCAGUGUUUACCUUGCAAAAGACAUACAUACAAGCCAAGAAUAUGCAGUUAAGGUCUGUGAGAAGGAGUUAAUUAUUCGAGAGAAAAAAGUCCAGCAAGUGACAAGAGAAAAGGAUGUAAUGAACAUCCUUAACAGCAACCAGAAUCCGAAAGCUCCAUUCUUUGUUAAGCUGUCAUAUGCUUUUCAAGGGGAUUAUAAGCUUUAUUUUGUGAUGACAUACUGUAAAAAUGGUGAGCUUUUAAAUUUAAUCCAAAGGGUAGGCAAUUUUGAUAGAGAGUGUGCAAGGUUCUACACUGCAGAAAUAAUCAGAGCAUUAGAACAUCUCCAUUCAUUAAAUAUUAUUCAUCGAGAUUUAAAACCAGAAAAUAUUUUGCUAGAUGAAAGAAUGCACGUAAAGAUAACAGACUUUGGCUCUGCUAAGAUUCUCUCAAAAGAAGAAAUAGAAGGAUUAGAUGAUGGGAAGGGCCGCAAAAACAGUUUUGUUGGAACUGCCCAGUAUGUAUCGCCAGAAUUACUAGAAUCCAAGAAAGUGGGGCCAGCAUCUGACCUCUGGGCUUUGGGCUGUAUAUUGUACCAGAUGGUUUCGGGGCUUCCGCCUUUUAGGUCCAGGAGCGAAUACUUCAUAUUCCAAAAGAUUUUGAAGUUGGAGUAUGAAUUCCCAGAUGGUUUCUGUGAAGAAGCAAAGGACUUAGUACAGAAACUUUUGGUUUUAGAAAGUGAUGAUAGAUUGGGUGCACGUGACCGAAAUGGGUAUCCAAGUAUAAGAAGUCAUCCUCUCUUUGCUGGCUUGGAUUUUGAUUCUUUACAUGAAUUGACACCCCCUGAAAUCGUCCCAUUCAUGCCACAUGGAAAUAAUGAGAUUAAUUGGGAGCAUAAAAAUCAACCAGGAUUGGAGACGAUUGAACUUCAGUUAAUGCUUGGCUUAGAUAUAAGCAAGGAUGAUAAUAACAAAGCUGUUGAAAAUAAAAAGACUGAAUUGGAGGCUGUCAAGAAAGCUGGAAAGAAAAAUAUGGCUGAUAUUAGUGAUGAAGAAUAUAUUUUGAAGUUGGCAGCACAGGAGAGAGAAAACAAGUGGCACAGAUUUGUUGAAGGGAAUCUGAUCCUGAAGCAAGGACUCAUGGAUAAACGCAAGGGUCUCUUCCCAAGAAGGAGAAUGUUUCUGCUAACAACUGGGCCGCACUUGUUCUACGUCGACCCUGUGAACAUGGUGUUGAAGGGGCAGAUACCUUGGGAUCCAACCAUCACUCCAGAAGCAAAGAACUUUAAAACAUUUUUUGUUCACACGCCCAACAGAACUUAUUACCUUGAGGAGCCAAAUGGAUUUGCACUGGAGUGGUGUAAAGCCAUAAAAGAAGUGAAGGCUUUCUAUUAUCCAAACUCUAGGAGCUAGGCAGCACGUGGGAGGCAGUGGCCGGAAGCAGGGGAAACUACGUGAUAAAUCUGGAACCAAGUUGCUGGUCAACAUAGGAAGAGUAACACAGUGUGUUGUAUCUUGACAUCUAAGUGCAUAUAAAUGCAUUGAGAAUAGAAAUGAUCAAAUAAUGAUAAAUUGUAUAUCAGUGCAUUUGUGUAUAUGAAAUAAUUAUUUAAUGAAUACAGAUUGUUAUGUAGAUGUAAUUCUUCUGUACUUACUUUAACUGUGAUGAUGGCAAGCUGAAUAUGCACCUAUAAAGAGAAAACUUUUCAUUUUAAGAGUAGUCAUUUUUUAUUUUAGUGGAUGAUUUAUUUCAAACUGAGCAAUGGUGUUUAGAAAUGAACACUUGAUAAUUGUCAUGUAAAUGAUUAGUAAUCUAUUUACUCUUGAUAUAAAUAUCCCAACCUGUGCAUUUUUACUUCUGUAGGAAAAUGUAUGUUACUGAAAUUUUUACUUGUGUUUUUAAAGUUAUUUUUUUGUCGUUUGAUGAGUAAGAGUUGUGACAGGUAAUGUUGAAUACGUGUGGCAUGUAAAGAGCCAGUCUUAUAUUUAUAUAGAUUGGGUAGAGGUACCAGUUAGUGCACAAAACUCUUUUUCCUUUUUUUUUUCCCUUUCUUUUUUCUUUUCUUUUUUUUCAUUUUAGGAAACCAAAUGGAGUGCUUAUUUGUAGGUCAUGCUUUUGUCAUACAAUAGAAUUCAAAUAUCUUAAUUUGUGCUUUCAGUGGGAAAGUAUCAAAAUCAGUGUAUUAAUUUGCCAAAGAUCCCUAAGUGUAUGCAGUUGGCCUAACUUGUACUCUUUGUUUUGAACUCCUGAAUGUUAUAAGAAAAUUAGUCGUUGUUUUGCAUAAUAUGUAAAGCAAUUUAAUCAAAUAAACAACCUGUAGUAAGAGAUCUUUGUUAAUAUAUAGUCCAUACAGAUAGAAACCCUUUUUUUUUUCUUUCUUUCUUUCUUUCUUUCUUUCUUUCUUUAUUCUCUUUCAUUCUUUUUUUUUUUUUUUUUUUUUUCAUGUCUUCCUAUUUUUAUUCACCAUUUUUUUUUUUUUUUUUUUCUUCCUCUUAAGUUUUUCUAUUUCCAUUUCAUUUUUCCUCCUCCUCCUGCUCCUCUGGUCAAUUGGUCUUCAGACAGAAUGAAACUCGUAUAUAGCUUUGAAACGUGAAUAAUGUAUAUUUAAACAUGAGCAUAAAGUGGAAUAUUUUGUUAUGAAUGUAGAAAUGUGCAAGUUCAAGGUCGAAAUGAUCCUAGUGAUUACUUGCACUUCACAGGAAUGAUGGAUCAUAAAUCUACCCUCAUUUUCUUUGGGCUUGUAAAAGCUUCUAACAGAGCGCCUUCAUAUAUCUAAUCAGGGCAGUUCAAACACUAAGGGCCUUAGUUUGAUUCCUUAUUUGUUUAGCAACCUUUUUGAAAGUAUCUUAACUCAGGAAUGUUCUGUUUUCCAGAUCAGUGUAUGAAUAUUAUGUCUAACACUUCAAGGCUUGAUUUGAUAAAAAAAGGUUAUGAUAAACAGAUUCACGUACAUUGAAUGGCUUUACUUUUCAUCAUAAGGCAAUAAGAUUGUAAUAUUUAACACACACCUGGAUUCAUAUAAUGUGUACAAGACACUGAUGUUGGUGCAUCUAUACCUGGCAGUCAGUGGCACUAUAUUCUUUACUCCAGAUUAUAUAUCUACCACAUCUGUCUAAUUCUGCAAUAUGAUUCACAUGAUUUUAUAUUUACACCAAUACUUGAUACUUUAGUAUGUUUCUUCUAUAUCUGUUAUAUUUGAUAAAGACAGCUUUUGUUACCUGUCUAUCAUGUCCUUGUCUCUUUCCUGUUACUUCCUUAAAAUUUAAAUCAAGUAAAUUGAUUUUAAACUUGUAAGAUCAGCCAUUGCACAGGAACAAGCCCAGUUUAUAUAUACGUAUACCUGCAUACAAAAAUGUCCUUACAUAAUGCUUAUUAAAUUAGUGCUUUGAGGUCAGUUGGGUUUUCAGCAUUCCGUGGGUGAGGAAAGAGGAAUGUACAUUAGAUUUUAGUCUCCUUUUCAUCUAGUAUGAACUCCCAAAUAACAAGUAGGUUUUUACUCUUGGGUAUAUAUUUAUUAGAGAAGAGAUUUAUUUCUUUUUAGAAAAAGUAAACAAUCUUGAGACCUAUGUUUUUCGUUUGUAAAAAUUUGUACAUAAACAAAUUUGGAUCUUUUUUGUUUAUGAUGGCUAUGGUGCAUGUAUUAAUAAGAAAAUGUGUAAAACUUUAAAAUAAUAAUUUCAUCAAAAUGUACUCUCAUAUUUUAUAGGAAAGUCUUAAAUGCUAACAUGUUACCAAAUAAAACCUUGUCUGAAUUGGUGCCCCUACCCAAUGCAUAGGAUCAUUCUGGUAAUAAAAUCACAACUUCUUGUUCCUUCUCUCUUAGCAUAGUGAGAUAGAAGAAUCAUGCCCCAUUACUAUACAUAAGCUCUUUAAUGGUGGAAUGAUGCUUUGUACCCAGGUCAGUCAAUACAUGACUAAACAAAAUGAAAUCACUGUGAAAUAUAUUUUGUGGGAGAUAUAAUUAUUGUUGUGUACAUAGACUGAAUAAUCUUAUGAUUUGAAAUAACUUAAAUUAUAAAAAGGCCUAGGAAAUAUAAUUGUUGGUAGAAUUCAUAGGCUGCAUUUGUAUGUAACCCCCACCGUGAAUGGGAUGUCUACUCUAGCUCCUAUCCCAUCCCUCCUUAUCAAGGCUGAGGAUACUGGAUGUUUUAAAUAGUAUUGUCCCUGUUGUAGUAAAUCCUCUCAGUUGUGUUUGAGUUUGGUUGUGGAUCAGGAUCUUAUGUUUUUUAAAUAUAUUUCAUGAUUUUUUUUUUUUUUUUUUUCUUUUUUUCUUUUUUUCUUUCUAAAAGAAGCCUUGUCCUGUAUUUGGUCAUGCACAGGCUUACACACAUUCACACUCUAGUGUGCGUACCCAACACAUACUCUUUAGAUACCAUACAUUUUAUCAGACAAGCUUGUAGCUACUAAGCACCUCAACAUAUAUUUAGAAUAUAGAGCAUACAGUCCUUGUGCAUUCUAAAUGAAUACAGAUGCAAAUCUCUCCCACAGUCAGUACUGGUUAGAACAGGCUUCCUCAAGACAAACAAGUAGUUCUCAGUCAUGCUUUGUUCCCUUUUUAUGAAAUCUGGAAAAUGUGCACUCUAAGCUCAGGGUUGGCCACUUUGACCCAAUGGUUUACCUAAGCAUAUUUGUUUUUUUAAAUUUAGCUUUUUAACCCCCUGUUCACGGGAGGCAUCUACUAUAAUACCAUGAGGCAUAGCACUGAUGCCGCGGGUGCCAUCCCUACAGAUGUGGCCCAUACAGAUAUACUUGUUUGGCAGACCGUAUGGCCGCCAAAAAAGCCUGCACACAUUGGGUUAAUGUUAUAUGAAUUUUAAGUAAAUUAUUAUUAUUAAUAAAAACAUAUAUUUAAGGUGAAGGGGAAAAAAUGUGCAAAGAACUUAAUUGUAUAAGGAACAAGAAAAAGUUUCCUUAAAAAAAAAAAAAAAAAAAAAAAAAAAAAAGAAUAAAGAAAAAAAAUGAAACAUUUGGAAUAUUUAACCUCUUGCUGACGGGCCACACCUGUCAUAACAAACUGUUCAGUCUGCAAGGUCUGCAGGGUAUGCCUGCAUGCGCGGUGAGACACCAGAGUGCUUGGAGCAGGAUCCCACGCCCAGUGUCUGCCUGUUGCCGGAAAUCUCUAAAGUUUAAAAUUUUCCUUUAUUUUUUUCCUCUCGUCAGCAUUGGGUUAAUCUUAGGGAUGCAUUAUGUCUUUAUGCAUAGUCAGUAUAUAUAUAUAUAUAUAUAUAUAUAGAUAGAUAGAUAGAUAUUUUAUGACAAUUUCAUUAUACAGUAACCUUGAUUGAUAAAUUACUAAUAGGAUUUAUUGUAAAACUAUAUGAGAGUAUUCUCAUAUUAGUUAUGAAAAUGUUUGGCCUAUAAUGAUACCUGCUACUCCAUACAGGUCAUUAAGAGCUACGUACGAUAGUUCCAUAUGUGUGUACAUUGAUGGGAAGGAGGUGAGACUAAAAGAACCUGUAAUAAACAAAUGGGAAAAAUGCUAGUAAAAGGAUUUUUUUGUUUUUUUGCCAUGGACAUUAGUCAUACCUGUUUACCUCCAUUGUUAUAUAUCAUCCUUUUAGGGAUUAAAUGUUCAUCAUAAAUGAAGAAACAUUUCAGGAAACCCCCAUUCAGACCAAAUUUUACUGAUAAAAUUUCAUGUAAAUCUAUUUUGCCAUUUUCUGUCUACCUUGUAUGUAUUUUUAAGUUGUUAGUUUAUUUGACCAUGUGAUAUUAAACAAUAACUCUGUAAGCAGCUGCAAAUGCAUCAAUACAUGUUUCUCUAAAAGGAUCAACUAUGGCUAUCAUUGCCAGAAGAUUAAAAAGAUAGUGGCACCCAAAAAUAAAAGCUUAGUGCUAAUUCCCGUCACAAUAAGCAUUGGGUUAUUUACAGUGCAAUCAGUGGUUUUGGCCAACCCUGUAAUGACAAGUGUAACAUGCCUGUUAUGCCUUGGACACUGGGCCCCUGAGCUUAGAUUAUUGAGGUGAGAUAUGUAGUUUUCUUGUAUGGAAGUGGAAUAUGGAAUCCUCGGCCAUAGCAGCUGCUGUAGCUUAGGAAAGAUGUCAGUUUUUUUUUUGUUGUAUUGUCCAUCUCUAGAAUAGAAUGUUAUAAAAAGAUGCUUUAAUAGAAUGAACACUGUGUAAGGAUACCAUGUGAUUAUGAAAAGAUAAGCUUUUAAGUAGAGUUUAGUCUCAGACCUUAGUAAUGAUUUUGAAUAUUAUAAUUUAUUUAUAUGCUUAUUAAUAGCCAUGCAAUUAUGGUAUGUGAUAUAAUUGCAUUGGAAGAAUUUCCCUUGUUUUAAUUAGAUCUGUUCCUUCAGUGUUAUUAGAUAUAUUAAAAAGAGAGAGAAGAAA
Penaeus chinensis is the source of this 6541-nucleotide messenger RNA. RefSeq names its product 3-phosphoinositide-dependent protein kinase 1-like (gene Pdk1). The transcript is spliced from 14 exons. Bases 40 to 1620 code for a protein of 526 amino acids. NCBI's taxonomy places the organism in Eukaryota, Metazoa, Arthropoda, Malacostraca, Decapoda, Penaeidae. Gene Ontology annotation, molecular function: protein serine/threonine kinase activity; ATP binding. The record is from RefSeq and is a predicted model, not a curated record. Gene Ontology annotation, biological process: peptidyl-serine phosphorylation; intracellular signal transduction.